UCCGCCCCGGCCGCCAUUGCCUCGUGCCCGCGCUAGUCGGUUGGUGGCGCCUUUGUCCUACGGCGGGGCAGGUGGGCUGAGGCCGAGGCGGCAGCGGCGGGCCUGAGGCGGAGGAGCGGCGGGGAGGCGGCCGCGCCGGUAGCGAUAUUAAUAAGGCAGCGGAAAGAAGAAAUAUGAAUACGGCUCCAUCAAGACCCAGCCCCACACGAAGGGAUUCCUAUAGCUUUGGAGAUAGUCGAGAUACAAGGCGUGAUCGCUCUCCAAUUCGAGGAAGUCCAAGGAGAGAACCCAGGGAUGGCAGAAAUGGCCGGGAUUCCCGUGAUAGCAGAGAUAUUCGAGAUUCUCGGGAGUUGCGGGACCGCAGAGACAGCAGGGACAUUCGGGAUCACAGAGACAGCAGAAGUGUACGUGAAGCCCGGGACCUGAGGGAUUUUCGGGACUUGCGUGAUCUAAGAGACUCUAGAGAUUUCCGAGAUCAUCGAGACUCCGUGUAUGACAGAUACAGAGAUAUAAGAGAUUCCAGAGAUCCUUUGUACAGGAGAGAAGGCUCUUACGACCGGUAUCUGAGGGUGGAUGACUAUUGCCGGAGAAAGGAUGACUACUUUGACCGUUACAGAGACAGCUUUGAUGGACGAGGCCCUCCUGGCCCAGAGAGUCAGUCUCGAGCAAAAGUCUUCAUGAAGACAGUAAGCUCACAGCUUGAGCUGCGGCCAGCGAGUGCUCACCUGGGACCUGUUUGUUCUCAUAGAGAUUACGCUGAGUCUGUGGGGAGGAAGGUACGAGACCUGGGCAUGGUUGUGGACCUGAUCUUCCUCAACACAGAGGUAUCCCUCUCACAAGCGCUGGAGGACGUCAGCAGGGGAGGCUCUCCCUUUGCCAUCGUCAUCACCCAGCAGCACCAGAUUCACCGUUCCUGCACAGUCAACAUCAUGUUUGGAACACCACAAGAGCAUCGCAACAUGCCCCAGGCAGAUGCCAUGGUGCUGGUGGCCAGAAAUUACGAGCGCUACAAGAAUGACUGUCGAGAAAAGGAACGUGAGGAGAUUGCCCGACAGGCGGCCAAGAUGGCUAAUGACGCCAUCCUCCAGGAAAGAGACCGUGGAGGCCCUGAAGAGGGAGGUCGUGGAGGGCACCCUCCAGCUAUCCAGAGCCUCAUCAACCUCCUGGCAGACAACAGAUACCUCACUGCGGAGGAGACGGACAAGAUCAUCAACUACCUGCGCGAGCGGAAGGAGCGGCUCCUGAGGAGCAGCGCCGACUCUCUGCCUGGCCCGAUUUCCCGCCAGCCACUAGGGGCGGCCUCGGGUUCCUCGCUGAAGUCACAACCAAGUUCUCAACCGCUUCAGAGCGGCCAAGUGCUCCCUUCUGCUACACCCACUCCAGCCGCACCCCCCACCUCCCAACAAGAGCUUCAGGCCAAAAUCCUCAGCCUCUUCAAUAGUGGCGCGGUUGCGGCCAACAGCAGCUCUGCAUCCCCCUCAGUGGCUACCGGAAGCUCCCAGAACCAGAAUUUUUCCACAGCAGCAAACAGCCAGCCUCAGCAAAGACCGCAGGCCUCAGGAAAUCAGCCUCCAAACAUUGUGGGACAGGCAGGGUCUGCUCGGAACAUGGGCCCUAGGCCUGGGGCUCCUUCCCAAGGGCUCUUUGGUCAGCCUUCCAGUCGCCUGGCACCGGCCAGCACCAUGACUAGCCAGAGGCCUGUAUCUUCCACAGGUAUUAACUUUGACAAUCCAAGUGUACAAAAGGCUCUGGACACCCUGAUUCAGAGUGGCGCUGCCCUUUCCCACCUGGUUAGCCAAACUGCAGCACAGGUGGGGCGGCCCCAGGCCCCCAUGGGAUCUUACCAGAGGCAUUACUGAGGCUAUACUGAGCCACUGUUCCUAGCCCCGCCCCUUUCCCUGGCCCCUCCCACUUCGUCCUAAGUAGAGUUGUUUGGAAGUGUUCGAAACAUUUUCCAGGUCAACAUCAAAUAUCCUAAGUUUCUCUCACCACUCCUUCCUGCAGCUGUUGCUUAUCACUUAACAGAAUCAGAACUUAGACUGCAUUCGGGGCUGGAUCUUUUGUUUGGGUCGAAGAUAAGUGUUCUGGGAUCUGGGCUCAGCUUCUGUCUGGGAUCGCUCUGGCAGCUGCCUGGCAGAUUUGGAGGAACAGGAAGAAGCCAAGUGCAGCUGCCCCAGUGGGAACACCAUUUCUAGAGGCAGUGGUCGCAGCCUUAGUCUUCACCUCCACAGCAGCCAGAGCUGUGGCCUGCCUGGCUCCCAGUGAAGCCAGGUGGUCUUGGCAGACAGUGUCAUCAUUGUUCCAUCAGAGAAUGGAACUCCAAGGACUCGAGUGAUUUCUCUGGACUGUCAAAGUGCCGUGUGGCAGCCAGAGGAGAGAGGACUCCUGUGACUGCAUCAGAGUGGUCCCUUGAAGUCGGUUUGGUUUCGUAUUUUUUUAUUUUCCUGGAGGGUCUCCAGACAAGUGAGCAGCUCUUUUGGCUUUGACAUGAACUGUGACUCUAGGGCCCACUGCUAUCCACAGCGUUAGCUGCACCUUUCUCUCCAGCUGCACCUCACAGUCAGCAAUCAGCACUGGAGGCAGCUCCAGGCCGUGAUUUCUUUUGAGCCCCAAGCUUUUGUUUUCAUCCAGACUCUUGUUCUGUUUUCUGAGAGAGGGACCGUUUGAUGGCAGACUGUAGUAGUUGGAUACAUUCUGAUACAGAAGAGCAUUUGUGUAACUUUUGAGACAGGGUGAUAUUUAGAGAAAGAAGGGUUCUGGCUGCUGCCCUGAGUGGGGCCAGAGGAAGAAGCACCUUUGCCUUUGGCAGAGGCUGCUCAGUGGAUGAAGUGAGGAUCGGGUCAGGGGAGGAUCAGGCCUGGCUGGGCGGCAAGAGUGGUAACUCCAGUUGAGUCCCUGCCAGAGGCUGAGCAAACCAGUUUCAAAAGCUAAGUCCCCAAAUGGCAGCAGUUUAUGUUCUGAUCUGUUUGUGUUAUACGGUGGGGUCCCCCUCCCCUCUUUGGAACUCUUGUGUUGUUGAUAAAAUGAAAUAAUUACUUUUUAAUUAAAA
Molecule: messenger RNA, 3049 nt
Organism: Mus pahari (shrew mouse)
Lineage: Eukaryota; Metazoa; Chordata; Mammalia; Rodentia; Muridae
Gene: Ncoa5
Product: nuclear receptor coactivator 5
Exons: 8
Coding region: 174-1859 (561 amino acids)
Biological process (GO): regulation of signal transduction
Cellular component (GO): nucleoplasm
Source: RefSeq, a predicted model, not a curated record